AUGGCCCACAAGCUCAUGCGACCCCAGGAUGUCGCUGUCAUCUUCCUGCUCCUGGAAAAACAUACAUACAUCCACCCUUUCAUUGUCUGCUUGGAUGGAGUUAAAGCUUACACCUGUGACCUGUGUGGAAAGUCUUUUACCCUGGCUGGAGACUUAAAAAGACACCAAAUCAUCCACAGUGGAGUUAAAGCGUACAGUUGUGACUUGUGUGGAAAGUCUUUUACCCUGGCUCAAAGCCUAAAAACACACCAACGCAUCCACAGUGGAGUUAAACCUUACAGCUGUGACUUGUGUGGAAAGUCUUUUAAUCGGGCUGGAGACUUAAAAACACACCAAGUCAUCCACAGUGGAGUUAAAGCGUACAGUUGUGACUUGUGUGGAAAGUCUUUUACCCUGGCUCAAAGCCUAAAAGCACACCAACUCAUCCACAGUGGAGUUAAACCUUAUAGUUGUGACUUGUGUGGAAAGUCUUUUACCCAGGCUGGAGACUUAAAAAAACACCAAGUCAUCCACAGUGGAGUUAAAGCGUACAGUUGUGACUUGUGUGGAAAGUCUUUUACCUGGGCUCAAAGCCUAAAAACACACCAACGCAUCCACAGUGGAGUUAAAGCUUACACCUGUGACCUGUGUGGAAAGUCUUUUACCCUGGCUGGAGACUUAAAAAGACACCAAAUCAUCCACAGUGGAGUUAAAGCUUACACCUGUGACUUGUGUGGAAAGUCUUUUACCCGGGCUGCUUUGCCAGCCCUGGAAGCCGAGGCUGACCUGGACUCCUGCUUUCCCCUCUACCAUCUUGGACGUGACUCUGACCAAAUGCUGCAGCAGCUGGACCCACCACAACAGCCUGAAAAUGUCAACAGUGAUGCAGGAAAAGGAUCUCAUGCAGCGGAGACAGAGAGUGCUAAACCCAAGGCCUGUUUCACUACACGGGGGAAAAUUCCCAGACAGCUUCAGUUGACAGAGCUGCGACGAGACGCCCAAUAA
Messenger RNA from Pelmatolapia mariae (spotted tilapia), 984 nucleotides. Its product is annotated as zinc finger protein 100-like. Lineage: Eukaryota; Metazoa; Chordata; Actinopteri; Cichliformes; Cichlidae. Gene Ontology annotation, biological process: regulation of transcription by RNA polymerase II. The record is from RefSeq and is a predicted model, not a curated record. Gene Ontology annotation, cellular component: nucleus. Bases 1 to 984 code for a protein of 327 amino acids. Gene Ontology annotation, molecular function: DNA-binding transcription factor activity, RNA polymerase II-specific. The transcript has 3 exons.